Molecule: messenger RNA, 2102 nt
Organism: Trametes versicolor FP-101664 SS1
Lineage: Eukaryota; Fungi; Basidiomycota; Agaricomycetes; Polyporales; Polyporaceae
Exons: 6
Coding region: 23-1597 (524 amino acids)
Biological process (GO): regulation of transcription by RNA polymerase II
Cellular component (GO): transcription regulator complex
Molecular function (GO): DNA-binding transcription factor activity, RNA polymerase II-specific; RNA polymerase II cis-regulatory region sequence-specific DNA binding
Source: RefSeq, a predicted model, not a curated record
CCACGCGCCGCCGCUGCACGCCAUGGCUCCCAACCACCGCGAGAACCUUGCCCAGCACAUCCACAUCUCCUCCGCCGACGACCUCUCCUACUCCGUCUCCGCCUCCUCCGGCAUCAAUGACACCAUCCAGACCAUCGUCACCGGCCGCAAGUGCUGGAAGACCAUGAAGGGCAAGGGCGAGGUCGUCUGGCCCCCAUAUCUCGAGGGUGCCCUCGUCGAAGGGCUCGAGAAGUAUCAGCCCGUCGAGUCCCGCACCUCCCGCUCGUUCGGCCGCUUCCCCAUGCGCAACAAGUUCAUCUCGGACUACAUCUUCAACGUGACCGGCAAGCGAAGGACACCCAAGCAGGUCGGCUCCCGCCUCCAGCAGCUUCGCGAUACGGCCGAGGGCAAGCGCAUCCUCCAGCAGUUGUCGAGCAGGCAUCUCGCCAUGAUGCAGCCCAAGUCCGCCCAAGCGCAGUCAAGCUCGGAUACCUCGUCCGAACGGCCCUCGACCGCCUGCAGCACGCGUUCGACUCCCGCGCCCUCGACAACGCCUUCGACAUCGACAGCGGCCUCCACCCCUUCCCCCAUAGCCCGCGCACCCGCGAGCUACGUCUCCAUCGAUGUCAUCCCGGACCCCGGUGCCCCCUCUCCUCCUAUCCGCCUGCCUGGCCUCGGCGGGAUGUCCCUUUCAAUUCCCACCGCGACCCCGUCGACGCUCGCGAGCUUUGUGCCGUCCCCCACUUCUUCUCCAUCCGGCAUGGGUCUUGGCCUGAAUACCUCCGGGCCCCGCGUCCUGCGCAACAUCGAUCCCUCGGUAACGUUCAUGUCUCGUACGCCGCUCGCAGCGUACUCGACCUUCAAGGUUUCGAAGAACCACGCCGGGCACAUCCAUUCGGAGCGCACCGAGCUCGAGAUGCUCUCGAGCAGCUGCAUGCCCGCGCCGCAGUGGCCGAGCGAGAUGGAGUGCAGCUUCCUCUACCGCACGCAGUUCGUCCCGCGCUUCUGGGAGACGCUCUGCCGCUCAGCAGACCCGUCCGCGUUCACCGUCGUCCAGGAAAUCGUCCGCUCAGGCGCCGCAGAGAACUACAGCAUCGAGGACGUGUUGCUGUCAAUCGUGUACCAGUUCAACAACGUCUCCGCGACGCCACCGCUCUCGCCUGACAGCGCCACGUUUUCGGACUCUGCAAGCCGGCCGAGCACCGCGGGCAGCCAGUUCUCGUCCUCGAGCGGGGCGGACCUCAGCUCCGACCUCGACGACAUCAUGAUGUUCAACUACCCGCUCGACGUGCCAAAUAUGCACCACUCGAUGUCCGGCCCGCUCCCGCCCAUCCACGCCCCGGGCGACAUGAAGCACAUCAUGCCCCCGUCGCUCAUCCACUCCGACGAGGACUCGUACUCGAGCCUGCCGCCCACCCCGACCAGCCCGCUCGAGCUCUCCGCGUCGCACCUCGGCUGGCACAACUCGAUCACGGGCGCGCAGGGCGAGUGCGGCCAGAACAUGUACGGGAUGAACGCGGGGAUGGGCCAGCCGAUGGGCCUCGGGCAGGGCGACGUCGCGAUCGCCGGCUCCGGGCAGUAUGGCAUGGGGAACUACAUGGGCCACUACGGGAUGUAAAGGGGAGUUGCACGCACCUCGCCGACCGCGCUCAAGCGCGCACGCCGCGCUUGGACCCGCACACACAUAGUGGGCGGGCCGAAGGACGGCCGCGCGGGCGGCGGCGACGCGCUCACAAGUGCGGCACGUAUACCCCCGUCGUCGAAACAACCCCGCACUCGCGCCCUUCCGCCUCCCCCCAUGCGCGGCCAUCACACCCGCCGUCGUCUAGGGGGGAUCGGGCGCAGCCGCGGAUCUUGGAUGGUGCUUCCCCCUGCCCUGCGCGCCGUAAUCACAGCGCACCAGCCGCUCUUCUUCUCGUCGUCUCCUCGCUUCGUCGCAUCUCGUCGUUCGGCUCUCCGAGAUCUCUGUCUCUGUGUGUGUACCCACGGGUGUCUGCGUCUGUACCGUACCUCUAUCGCCACCUAAUCGUCCGCCGCACGCCUGGCGCCGCUCGCUUCUACCCUCGCUCUUUGCCCGUAAUCGACUCCUCCCGUGCCCUGCCUCGCCGCCCCUGCCCCCGUUC